Messenger RNA from Saprolegnia parasitica CBS 223.65, 1353 nucleotides. RefSeq lists its product as hypothetical. Bases 55 to 1353 code for a protein of 432 amino acids. The record is from RefSeq and is a predicted model, not a curated record. The transcript is spliced from 3 exons. NCBI's taxonomy places the organism in Eukaryota, Oomycota, Saprolegniomycetes, Saprolegniales, Saprolegniaceae.
CUGUGCCACUCGUUCUUGGUGGCAGACACGCUCGUUGCCGAGAGUGCGGCCAAAAUGUUUGAUUUUUGCAGCCAGUUUGCGCGGCAAGUCGAGGACGCAGCGCUCUCGUUUUACUUUCAUCUGCUCCGCCUACUCCUGUACCUGCGCCAAGGCCGCAUUGUCGACGCCAAAGCCUACCUCGCAACGAUGCCAAAGGCACCGAAGGAGAGCAACCCGUUCUGGUCGCUGUAUGCUGCCUUCAUGACGUUUCGGCUGCAGUGUUACUACGACCCGAACCAAGGCCUCGCCCUCGCGGCCAAGCAAAUGGCCCGCUGGCCGCCGUAUCUCGCGUCACCCGACUCGGCGGCCUACCUGCGCUACAGUGCGCUCGCGCUCUUCGAGACAUACGAAGUCGCGUGCGUUGUCUUGGACAGCCAAGGGCGGUUUGGCGAGCUCGCCGACCUCGCCACACGCCUCGUGGACCUCUGCACCACAUACCGACACAUUGUCGUGGCGACGCCACUCGUUGUCGCCCGCGUGCACAUUGUGCUGGCACGGUACGCCCACUCGCUCAAUGCGAUGGACGCGGCCGUAACGCACAUCAACUCGGCGUUCUCGCUUUUGUUGACCGAGACACCGGCGUGGCCGCAGCAGUCGGACGCGAGCUUGCUCGUGCUCAUGGACAUCCUCGACGUGGCAACCACGAUUGCGAUCGAUCCGCUGCCAGAGCUGGACCCCGCAGGUGCCAUCGUUGCCGACGCUUUGAACGACGAUGCGGUGUCAGAGAUUGCAAGUUUUUACCCGACGGAGAACCUUCUUGAAUUUGCCGCCGGCAUUUUGCGGGAUGCAGAGCUGCGCAAGCUCAUUUACGACGGCCCGUCCAAGGAAGUCCGCGCCAAGUACGACCUCUAUCUCGGCAAGUGGCUCUGGGCAAGCCAUGCUUUGGGCAUGACAGGGUCCUACCCGGAGCUGGACGGGCUUCGCAGCUUUGGCCUCUCGAUCCUCCAAGACUGCCUUACACUCGCAAGCACGACCAUCAACUGCAGCAAUACGACCGCGGCCAUCAUGGUGCUCUUUGGCCCCAAGCUCGCAACGAGCGGCAAGGUUGACGAGGGCGAGCGCACGCUCACGGACGCGCUCAAGAUUGCGAUCCACACGAAGAACGUGCGGCUCCAGCUACAGAUUAUGGUCGAAGUGCACGCGUCCUGCGCGCGCAAGUACCAAGCCAAGCCACAGUCGGUCAUCGCUGACAAGUACAAGAAGAAGCUCGCGUCGUAUUCGCGGAAGGUGCUCCGCGCGCAGUAUGGCUCGGAGGCCUACCGCCGCCUCCUCAAGUGGACGCUGCCGAAAGAGCCAACAACGAGCGACGCUUAA